Messenger RNA from Rotaria sp. Silwood1, 1521 nucleotides. The record is from the annotation of a GenBank genome assembly. NCBI's taxonomy places the organism in Eukaryota, Metazoa, Rotifera, Eurotatoria, Philodinida, Philodinidae.
AUGAUUCAAAGCAAAGAGCAGCAAGCAAAAAAAACAAUACAUGAUGCUGUUCGUGCAAAUAAUGUUAAAGAACUUGAAUUAAUUGUUGGACAUGGUGCAAGUGUUAAUGAUGUUGAUGUACAUUGUGAUGAUAGAUUUACACCAUUACAUUGGGCAGCUCAUUCUGGAAGUCUUGAAUGUAUGCAUUGGCUUUUAUGGCAAUCAGCUGAUAUGGAUGCACAAACACCGAAAGGAUGGACACCAGCUCAUAUUGCUUCGAUUCGAGGACAUGAUGCAUGUAUGCAAGCUCUGAUCAAUAAUAAUGUUAAUAUAAAUGCACGUGAUCGUCGUAAUCAAACAUGUCUUCACAUGGCUUGUGCACAUGGAAAUUCUUUUGUUGUACAUACUCUUUUACGUGGAGGUGCUGACCUCAAUCAUCAAGAUGUUAAUGGAUGGACACCUGCUUAUACUGCAGCUUAUCAUGGAAGACUUGGAUGUUUACAAAUGUUAGUUAAAUGGGGUGGUAAAUUAGAUGAAGUUGAUAAUGAAGGAAAUACAGCAGCUCAUCUUGCUGCAAUGGAAGGUCAUUUACCAUGUUUAAAAUUUAUUGUAUCAGUUAGUAAAGACACAGCAACAAUAUUAGGAGCUCGUAAUGAUCAAGGUGAUACACCAAAAUCUUUAGCUGAACAAUUUUAUAAAGAAAAUUGUUGUACAUAUCUUGAUGCACUUGAAUGGGAAAAAGAUCAUCCUGAACAAGCCGAAAAUCUUGCUUUUCCAGCACAUGUUGCUGCAUAUAAUGGAGAUUUAGAACAUGUUAAAUUAUUAGUUGAACAAGGUGUUGUUAAUAUAAACGAACGUGAUGAACGUGGAGCAACAUUAGCACAUAAAGCAGCUGGUCAAGGACAUAUUGAUAUAUUACGAUGGUUAAUUGAAAUGGGUGCAUCUAUGGAUUUAACAACACAAAGUGGUGAAACACCAAAAGAUGUAGCAAGACGUUUUGGACAAUUAGGUUGUUUGAAAUUAAUUGGUGGAGGAACUGAAAAAAUUGAAACAAGUACAAAUCAACAACAUCAUCAACAUCAUCAUCAUCAAAAUGAAUCUAAUCGACGAAAAUUAACAGCAAAAGAAGAAGAACUUAAUCGUGCAAAACAAAAAUAUGAUGAAUUACAAAAACAAUUUGAUAUAGCAAAAAAAAAUUUUCGUCAAUUAGGUGGACAAUUAGAAGAUGAUAAUAAACGAGAUAUAGUUGAACAUGAAUCACAAAAAAAAAUUGAAGAAUUUGAAACUCAAUUAGAAUUUGAAAGAUUAAAACGAGAAAAACUGGAAUCAGAAUUAGAUGAAUGUCGACAUGAAAUUGCACGUUUAAUUAAUACAUUACGAGCAUAUGAAGAGAAACGAUUACAUACACGUCAUCGACCACCAUCAAGUGAAAUUCGUCAACAUAAACAUAAAAAACCAUCAUCAGCUUCAAACAAACAAUCACGACGAAUAGAAAAAGAAACAGGCCUUACAUUUAUGCGUAGAAAUUCUGUUAAUUCUUAA